UCCCGCCCAAAUUUCCUUCGGCCCCUUGCUGGCCCUUCGUCUAUUGCAUCUAAUUCUCUCACUAGCCCUCCUCCUCUCCUUCUUAUUGCUCUUCGCUCUCCCACUUCCAGCCGACCUUACCAGCUCGACGCGGAGAGAAACCCUAACCCUAGGUGACUUAGCAGUUUCGAAGAUGAAAGGUGGAAAAUCCAAGGCCAACACAUCGAAGAAGACGGAUAGCAAGCUGGCUGUGAAGAAGGGCGUAGAGAAGAAACCGAAGGGAGGAGCGAAAGGGAAGGGCGGAAAGGAUCCCAACAAGCCGAAGCGCCCGCCUAGCGCCUUCUUUGUCUUCAUGGAGCAGUUCAGGAAGGAGUUCAAGGAGAAGAACCCUAACAACAAGCAGGUUUCUGUGGUUGGAAAAGCUGGAGGUGAUAAGUGGAAAUCGUUGUCUAAUUCUGAGAAAGCUCCUUACGUUGCUAAGGCCGAAAAGCUGAAAGCGGAGUAUCAGAAAAAGCUGAAGGCUUAUGACGCUGGGGAGGAGACAAAGAAAGAUUUGGCUCAUGAGGAGUCUUCCGAUAAGUCAAAGUCCGAAGUUAGUGAUGAAGAAGAAGGAAGUGAGGAGGAUGAAGAUGAAGAGGAUGAUGAUUGAACUAAAAGGUUUAUAAUCAAUAACAAGAAAUUGACGAGAUGGUGGCAAUCUUCGUCUGUUGGUAAUCUUUUGGCACUCAAAAGUGGCCACUAUCGAUGCGUUGGUGCAGGGCUUCACAUGAACACAUGUUUCUUGUUUUACCUUAUUUUCCCUUUUUCUUCCCCGUGAGCUAGGUCAUAGUAUAUGAUUCUCCGUUUGUUUUAAGAAGCUCUGCUUAAUUCCUUGUAUCUAACGUUAAACUCUCUUUUUGUUAUUAGUAGAAGUGGUUUCCUUUUA
Phalaenopsis equestris is the source of this 904-nucleotide messenger RNA. Its product is annotated as DNA-binding protein MNB1B-like. NCBI's taxonomy places the organism in Eukaryota, Viridiplantae, Streptophyta, Magnoliopsida, Asparagales, Orchidaceae. The transcript is spliced from 8 exons. Bases 173 to 628 code for a protein of 151 amino acids. The record is from RefSeq and is a predicted model, not a curated record.